AUGGUGUAACCUUUGAAUGCGAGAAACUCCAACAAGCAACAUGCCUGAGGCAACUGAUGGUUUAACUCCAAACUCAGAACCUAUUGAUAGUCAAACAAUAGGUUCUAAAAGAUAUAGUGAUGGUGCUGCAAAAGGUACAAGGCGACCUAGGAGAAAAGGCCCAAUAGACAACCUUAACAAUUUAUUGGUUGAGGCCAAUAAAAAUUCUUUUGUACUAAAAGAAACCGUUGAAAGGAAUGACCCCAACAGUAUGGCCGAAUGUUUACAGAAACUAUGUUCGGUGGAGAACUUAACGACACAUGCGUUGUUACUUCUACAAGAUGUGUUAAAAGAGAAUAAAGAUAACAAAACCAUAUUAAUGACAUGGGAAGGUGAAGUGUUGCAUAAGUGGAUUGAAUAUAUGAUUGAAAACCACCUACGGUAUAAUGGUUCCAGAAUAUGGCUAUGAUUCCAUUCCCAACUUUGUUUUAUUUUACUGUGUUAGUAGUUUGAUUUCUACAUUUCUUGAUUGUCUAGCUUUUAAUCAAAAACAUGUUUUUGGAAUUGUUGUGCUGCUUAAUCAAUUUAGUUUUUAUUCCAGAAAUAUGUUAGCUGUCAAUUUCAGUUUUCAUUAAUGAGGUUUGGUUUAUUUGAGAAAAUCAAUAUAAUAUGAAAUCUGUUGGAUGCCAUCUUCUAUUAAAUAGUAUCUUUUCAGUUUGCAUUGUUGUACUCUAUCUUCUGUAUUAAAUACUACCCCAUAUUGGUUUUGUCCAGAUUUUCUUCCCUAUCCGAACUGAACACUAUCUCAUAUGCCGCACUAUGUUACUCUAUACAGUGAAUCUAUACAAUGGCUAACAACCUGGACCGUGAAAUUCAAAACAGACUUUGCGAGAGUAUUGAUUUGCAUAUACAGGUGACUAAUGCCAUUGCAGAGCUUUUCCCAGCUAUUAUAGAAGAAGUUGAGAACACUGAUGAUGAAACUCAAGUGCGACGGCGUAUGUUUGAUAGAUCAUAUACCGGCCAUCAAUAUGUUCUUGACGUCCUAUCUGGUCAUCCAGGCGAGCUUACCAGUGCUUCAGAUUACCACCAGAUGCUUUCAUAAGCUUAAGAGACUUGCUUGUUAGCCGUGGUCACCUAUCUGACACAAAGAAUAUGCUAGCGGCGGAACAAAUUGGCAUUUUCUUACGUGGUGUUGCCCAUGCACACAGCUACCGACAAUUAUGCGAAUUUUUUCAACAUUCAUUAGAAACAGUUAGCAGGUACUUCAAUCAGGUUCUGAAGGCAAUUGUGUCUUUGUUGGAUGAAUUUAUAAGUUUACCUUCAGCUGAUGUUGAUUGUCAUCCAUUCGUACGUGCAAAUGAACAAUUUCACCCAUUCUUCAAAAAUGCAGUGGGAGCGAUAGACGGUACACAUAUUCCAGCUGUCAUAAGUACUAAUUUACAAAAUCGAUAUUGUAAUCGAAAGGGAUUUACAUCACAGAAUGUAAUGGCUACGGUGUCGUUUGAUCGACAGUUCGUAUAUGUAGCUUCUGGGUGGGAGGGAUCUGCUGCUGACAUGCGUGUGCUUAGAUGGGCAGUAGAACAAGGGCAGUUUGAAGUACCCCGCAACAAAUAUUUUUUGGUUGAUUCUGGUUAUGCAAAUACUGAUAGACUAAUUGCCCCAUUUCGCGGAUAUCGAUAUCAUUUAGCAGAUUAUCGUGAAAGAACGACAAGGCGAUAUGCUGCCGAGCAAGAGUUAUUCAAUCACUGUCAUGCACAGCUACGCAAUGUGGUAGAACGAACUUUUGGGAUUUGGAAGGAACAGUUUCAGGUUCUGACGCACAUGCGACAGUUCCCUAUUAGUGUUCAAGCAUAUAUUGUCAUUGCUUGUGCGGUUAUGCAUAACUUCAUUGGUCGAUACCAUGGACAUGAUCUAUACUUCAAUAUGUCACAAACAGAAAUGCAACAUGAUGCUGAAACUGUGGAAGUUGAUAUGCCAGAGGACGAUCCCAACUUACACGCGACAAUAGGAGAAAGAAUUCAAGGUGAAGCUAUUAGGCACAAUAUCACCAUUGACUUAUGGAAUGCUCGGAUUGCAAGUCAAAGAAAUCGAUCAUCGUGAAAAAAUUUGGCUCCCGAGAAUUAGCUAUGAAGACAUUUACAUAUUAAAUGCAUUCUCUAAUUAAAUGCUUAAUUUGUCAUUUUGGGCAAUAUUGCUUUGUAAUUUGAUCUUUAUUGAAAUUUCGAUCAUUUUGUGAGAACUCAAGUUUGUUUAAUGAUGUUAUGCAAUGAUAUUUAUCUCAUAAAUAUAUGUUUAAAUUUUAAAUCCCUAACUGCCAUAAAUCCGGAAAUAUGUUACCAAACAGUUUCUCAGGAUUUAACAGGAUUUAACAUAUUGCAUACCAAGCAGUUUUCAGGAUUUAACCCAAUUCGGAUUUACUAAAUCUGGAUUUACAGGAUUUACUAAAUCCCACUAAAGUUAAAUCCCACUUGUUUCCAAACAGCCCCUAAGGGCUGUUUGGCAACAGGAUUUAUACUAAAACCUGACAAACGGGAUUUGAGCAGCCGGUGAAUCUCACGGCAUAAUAAAUCCUCCGUUUCCCUCCUUUAGCCAUAAAUCCCGGAUUUACUAGAUCCUGGAGUUCGGCGGAUUGACGGGAUUUGGCCCAAGAAGCGCGCGCAAGGGAGAAAGAU
This is a messenger RNA of Dendrobium catenatum, 2651 nucleotides long. Its product is annotated as putative nuclease HARBI1. NCBI's taxonomy places the organism in Eukaryota, Viridiplantae, Streptophyta, Magnoliopsida, Asparagales, Orchidaceae. The record is from RefSeq and is a predicted model, not a curated record. The coding region runs from base 1132 to 2079 and encodes 315 amino acids. The transcript is spliced from 2 exons.